This is a messenger RNA of Parnassius apollo (apollo), 588 nucleotides long. The record is from the annotation of a GenBank genome assembly. Lineage: Eukaryota; Metazoa; Arthropoda; Insecta; Lepidoptera; Papilionidae.
AUGUUUCGAACACCGGAAAAAUGCAAUUCUGAUUCCAACCUGCCUAGGGUCCCCGAUGACAAAGAAACAUCGCCUCCCAGUUUUGUCAGCUCACGAAUUAAGAGAAAGCGCUCCGAAGAAAUUCUGACCGAUUUAGCGGACUUUAAGGCAGAAAUGAAAGAAAUGAUUACUUCAUGGAUGGAUCAGCAAAACAGCGAAAGAACAGAAAUAACAUCUGCGUUGAGAUCCAUAGAGGAAUCACUGUCCUUUCUCUCAACCAAAUACGACGACAUGUGUAAAAAAGUGGACCUUAUGGAGCAAGAGAGGCACAAACAGAAGGAAUAUAUUACUAUACUUGAAAAUAAAGUGGAAAAUCUCAUGAAAGCCCAACGUAAAUAUUCAUUUGAACUGAAAAAUGUCCCAAGAUCGGAAAAGGAAUCCAAAGAAACGUUGUUGAACAUGUUCAAGCCAAAGAGUGAACGUUCUACUCAAGAGGUUUCCCCGGAAUUGGCUACAUCCAAUGCCCACGUGGACAUCUUUGAGGUUGUUAAGUAUCAUAACUGUUGUAAAACUCUCUUUGCUUUAGUGUCCUUCGCCAGACAAUAUUGA